UAUCACGAUCGUAUUUUUGUCCAGUCCAACCGCAACGGCCCAGGACAGACUGGGCAAGAAUAGCAAAAAGGCCAGUAAUACAGCCUUCAGCCGCUGGAGCACCCAAAUUGGUGACGAACACAUUUGUCGACCGCCCUACAGCCGACGAUUGGCCGCCUGCCACCCAGCCAGGGGCUUCUCAGUCCAAUCAGCCCUUCUCACCUUCAGGCUUUGGUGCUUCACGCCUCACGCCUUCACCACUUUAGGCUCUUUAGCUAGAUAGGUAUGAGUGAACAGCACACCAAGGUUAAACGUGAGAUAUCAGCAUGCAUCGGAAGGGGGCUGAUAGAUCGUUAGUCUUGGACCAUAAAUUGAACUAUUUAUGUUAUUGUAGAUCUCUUCUGCAAAUCUUGAGCCUGAUGAUCAUCAUCCCUGUUUUGGAGUAUGAAUAUUUUCAAACAGUUGGUGCCAAUACCAUUUUCUUUAAGAUGCGCUACGAAGCCUUGUAUUGUGAUCAGCCGUUCUCUUUUUCAUUCACCUUCCCAAGGCAUUGUGGAAGUUCAUUCUCAAGAACAUGAAGUAGUUAUUGCUCUGGGAAGCAAUAUGGGGGAUAGACUUCAUAAUUUUGAUGAAGCCUUGGACCGAAUGAGAAAAUCGGGGAUCAAAAUUACCAGACAUGGUUGCUUGUACGAGACCCCUCCAGCAUAUGUCACCAAUCAACCCCAGUUUCUCAAUUCUGCCAUUAGAGCACUUACAAAACUCAAGCCUUUUGAACUCUUACAGGUUCUCAAGAAGAUUGAGAAAGAUAUUGGACGUACGGACGGGAUCCGAUAUGGUCCAAGACCAAUCGAUUUGGAUAUAUUGUUUUACGGGAAGUUCAAGAUACAUUCCGAGUCCCUUGUUAUCCCACAUGAAAGAAUCUGGGAGAGACCGUUUGUUGUUGGACCGUUGAUUGAUCUUCUCGGGUCUGAUAUCGAAAAUGACACUGUAGCAUGCUGGCAUUCAUUUUGUGAUCUGGGGCUUUUUGAGUUGUGGGAAAAACUAGACGGAAAAGACGAUAUGAAACGGGUGUUGCCUGUCGGUGACCGUUUGUGGGACUGGUCAUCAAAAACAUCUGUAAUGGGUAUACUUAAUUUGACCCCGGAUAGUUUUAGUGAUGGUGGGAAGUACUUUUCUGUUGAUUCUGCAGUUACACAAGCCCGUGCAAUGCUUGUGGAAGGCGCGGAUAUACUUGAUCUCGGAGCACAGUCCACCCGCCCAAUGGCUUCUAAAAUUUCACCAGAAGAAGAACUAGGUAGACUGAUGCCGGUUGUUGAGGCGGUUAAAAAGAUGCCCGAGACUGAAGGGAAGCUCAUAUCCGUGGAUACCUUUUAUUCGCAGGUCGCCUUAGAAGCCAUUAGUAAUGGAGUACACAUUGUGAAUGACAUAUCGGGUGGACGUAUGGAUUCCAAUAUGCAUAGUGUCGUUGCAGGCCUCAGAGUUCCUUAUAUUGCCCUUCACAUGAGAGGCUGCCCAUCUACGAUGCAGAAUGCUGAGAAUCUGCAGUAUGAUGAUGUGUGUAAAGAAGUUGGACAUGAGCUGUAUGAACGGGUUCGGGACGCUGAGUUGGCAGGAAUUCCAGCUUGGAGGGUCAUUGUGGACCCAGGGAUUGGGUUCUCAAAGAACACUAAACAGAACCUUGAUCUUCUCGCGGGUUUUGGAAGUGUUAGAACUGAGAUGGGGAAAAGAAGUUUAGCUGCGUCACACUCCCCCCUCUUGGCUGGACCUUCAAGGAAAAGAUUCUUGGGUGAAGUAUGUGAUCGUCAGGUAGCUUUUGAGCGGGACUCGGCAACUGUUGCUGCUGUCUCUGCUGCUGUUCUGAAUGGUGCCAAUAUUGUAAGAGUACAUAAUGUUAGAGAUAAUUUGGAUGCUGUAAGGCUCUGUGAUGCAAUGCUUGGUAGGAGGGAUACAAUUUAUUAGAAAGAUGUUAGAAGCUUAUCCAACUUCAUAGAACUAUUUCUGGCAACAUAUCCCACUUGCAAUUGCUGUAAGGCCCAAUUUUUUUAAAUGUAACUUCUACUCUUUAGAAAUUUCGAAAUGUUUUUGUGGAAAUCGUGAAGUUUUUCUUGGAUCUUAAAUCAUUUUUUAAAGCGUUGUACUAAAUCUGUGAUUAAGAUAGAAUACUCCGGC
Messenger RNA from Cuscuta epithymum, 2148 nucleotides. The record is from the annotation of a GenBank genome assembly. NCBI's taxonomy places the organism in Eukaryota, Viridiplantae, Streptophyta, Magnoliopsida, Solanales, Convolvulaceae.